UCGGACUUUUCACGUCAUGAUUCCCCGCAUUCCGCUUCUUCCGUUAGGCCUUGGAUUUACUUCAUUUAUUUGCUUUACCUCUUCACUUCAAUACUCUUAAAUAUCCCAAACUACACUCUCCAAGAACAUACUACAACAUCCAAAAUAUAUAUCAUGUCUCAUUUCGCUCUCCCCGGUGCCAACAAACCAUAUGGAAACGCCCCAACUCCCAGCCUCAAGCCUCGGAAUGGGCGGCUGCUUAUUCCUCUAAUGGCUACAAUUGGUCUCGGUUUUGGGGCAUACAAUUACUACGUCGAAGCCAUGUCACGGCGGGAACUCUCUAUGUUGGAGGAGCAGGAACGCCUGGCGCGAAACCAACAGUUGAUGGACGCAUACGGCGACAAGAAUAGUCUGCACGAUGUCCAGCACGCACUUGACACCUACAAGGUUCAAUGAAUAUCGGAUCCGUACUUCAAGAUGCUGGUAGUCUUGAUGUGGAGGAUGGAUUCUUCUGCUCGAUUUGCGAUUCGUGUUUGGAUGGAGUUUCGAGGAUUUGGGAUUUGGGAUUAUUUGGGAUUUGGUGGAUUCCAAGGCACCACAUGCCCUGAGAAUAGGCAUAUCUUGGGGAGUUAAUGCUGUAUUAGCUUGAUUGUGUACAUUUAUGGGUUUCAAUUUGAAGCAGCUUUACAAUCGCCAAUA
This is a messenger RNA of Penicillium samsonianum, 678 nucleotides long. RefSeq lists its product as uncharacterized. NCBI's taxonomy places the organism in Eukaryota, Fungi, Ascomycota, Eurotiomycetes, Eurotiales, Aspergillaceae. The record is from RefSeq and is a predicted model, not a curated record. The annotation marks the transcript as partial. The transcript is spliced from 3 exons.